Messenger RNA from Oncorhynchus gorbuscha (pink salmon), 4828 nucleotides. RefSeq lists its product as uncharacterized. The coding region runs from base 480 to 2066 and encodes 528 amino acids. Gene Ontology annotation, cellular component: nucleus. The record is from RefSeq and is a predicted model, not a curated record. Gene Ontology annotation, molecular function: DNA binding; POU domain binding. The transcript has 10 exons. Lineage: Eukaryota; Metazoa; Chordata; Actinopteri; Salmoniformes; Salmonidae. Gene Ontology annotation, biological process: regulation of gene expression.
ACCUAUGUUAUUUGGUCUGAUAUACCACGGCUUUCAGCCAAUCAGAAUUCAGGGCUCGAACAACCCAGUAUAUAAAGUCAUACAAAUGUGUUGUUUUACAGGGUCAGCCAUAGUAGUAAGCUGCCCAAGGAGCAAAUUACAGUUAAGUGCCUUGCUCAAGGGCACGUCGACAGAUGUCACGUGGUUUAUUCAAACCAGGGACUUUUUGGCGAAUAGCCCAAAGCUUUAACUGCUAUGCUACCUGCCGCCCACUGACCUGAAAAACAGGUGAUAAGAGCAAUUUAGAAUUCGCUCCACCAGGUGCUUUGUGUAGGGCAGGCUACCGCCUCACUGAGGGAUUUCAGACAAAACAGACCUUGAACGCGGGUAUUUACACUCUAUGACUCCCAGGUAAACAGUCUGUUUCAAUAUCUUGAGAGUUCUCCGUUUGAUUUUGUUUCCAACUAAUACAUUACCCCACUGCUGCAAAGGAGAGCGAGAUGCGUGGGCGAUAUAAAAGUAAGGAGAACGCGGGCAGUGAAUGCAUCCAUGCUUUUGAGGCAAAACGGGGCAUUGGAAACGGGCUGUUUAGGAGUUACGACUCAGAACCUGCCAGCUACUCGGAGGGGCCAAAUUCCUCAAAUGGAGGUAUCCUGACAAGUUUGGACGACGGGAAUGGGCCUUCGACAAUGAACUCGUCUUUGACAGGUCCAAAAUGCUCCAACUAUGACGGUGAGAAAAGGUACCUGGGAGUCAGGGUCAAAAUGCCUGUGAGAGACAUGCUUAAUAAGAUUCGCAUAGCGAAGGGAAUGGACCCAAAAAAUAUCCAGGGUAACUGCGGCAAGGCAUUGAAAGGAGAGAAGAAACGGGUGAAUACCAAUAGAGAUGGCAGAAGUAGCAAGAGAAAACAACCUACAAAGAGCCUGGAGGAACUCGCCAUAAUAGUGGAGGUGUUGGAGGAGGAUCUCAAAGCCAGCAAACCAUACAGCCAGUCUAACACGUCUGAGUCACCUGAUUACAGCCCAGAGCCCAACGUGCAACCAUGGAAUAGUGCAGAGCAACUCCAGCAUAGUCACUCAAUGAAGUUCAGUCAGGAAAACAAGAUGCCACAACAAGCUACAAACUACUGUAUGUCAGAGCUAAAGCUAUCCCGCUCUGCACACAAUCACAACACUAGUGUUCCUCCGUUGAACUCCCAAGGACGGUGUAUCAACGACGAAUCCGACAAUAUGAUGCCCAGUCCAGAUUCAUAUAUGACUUACUCCCCCAGCAACACCAGUGAAUGUCAAGUGCCAUCUCCCCAAUAUUCGGGCUUUGCUAGCCCCCUGUCCUCCAGCUAUGAGUUAGGUCAGGAUGGAGGUAGUGACUACCAGGAUAGCUUUAGCCCCCAGUGCCAGGAUAGCUUUAGCCCCCAGUGCCAGGAUAGCUUUAGCCCCCAGUGCCAGGAUAGCUUUAGCUCAUAUUGGCUCAGCUACAUGGGCCAGAAUUGGAACAGCACAGCAUACUUCUGGAACCAGCUCCAGAGGGAGGAGAGCUUACUGGCGGUGGUCUCUGACACAGAGGUUCUGGCCACAGACGGGAACGGAAGGACAGCUCUGCACAGAGUUGUGGGUCAAGGCAAGAGGGCCCUGGGAUAUGUGAUUGCCAAAAGAAUGGCAGCUCUGAAUAGGCUGGAUGUCAAAGACUCGGAGGGAAAGACUGCACUUCACCUGGCUGCCCAAAAGAACCAACACCUGAUGGUGGCUGAUCUGAUUCACCUUGGUGCCAGUGUGAACGAGAAGGACAGGAGUGGAAAGACAUGCCUGCACCUCAGUGUCGAGAAUGGAUACAUUCGAGUUCUGGAGGUUCUGAAAAAUAUGAUGAAAGAAGGGAUUUAUGUAGAUGUCGAAGCUACAGAUAAUUAUGGACUCAGUGUGUUUCAGUGUGCAGUUGUGGCUCUGAAAGUCACUGUGCGAGAGCUGGAGAGAAGUGUGGCACCUAGUCAGAUGAGACUCCACACACUGCGCAAGGAGCAGAUGAUGGAGACACUGGGGUGUCUGCUGCAAAUGGGAAGCUACCAUCACACUCUGGGGAACUACGUGACUUAGAUGGUGUCCAUCCACAGCUGUUCCUUAUGACAUUAUGUGUGCAUCUGCCAAGCAAGGCAUGCCAGAGAACUGACAGUUAAUGUUUCUGAGUUGUUACAAGCUUGAACUUGUCUUGGAGAAAGGCCAAUGUGGUUUAGAAAGCCUUUAAUGAACUAUCUCUUUGUUACGUGGCUUUAAAGUGAGAGGCUUUCUUCAAGGCAAGGUACAAGUCUUAUGUAAAGCAUCCAAGGUUUUAUGUAAGCUGAAACACAAUUGUAAAUGGAGUGUUUUUAUGGCUUGCGUUAAGACCUUGGUUGCACAUUGGCUGGUUUCUGUGAAACUUCCACUGUUUGUUACAUUAAAGUAGCAAAAUGUUAAUGCAAGUUAAGCUCAAUUGUAUUUGGUGAAUGUGUUAUUGGUGUUGUAUGUAAUACAACAAGGGAGUCAAAUUCUUUCAUACUCACAUCUUGGAGGGAAAGUGAUAAUGUUCAAAGCAGCUAGUUUGGCCGGAAAGUAGACACCAAGUUGCCAACAUGUUGUUACACGGUUGAAAAGUUUAUUAUACGUCUGUAUGGGUGUGUGCAUCUGUGUGUGUGUGUGUGUGUGUGUGUAUUUUUAUUCUGUAAUGAAUCCCGGGGUUAUCAACAAUAUUCUUAUGUGUAUAGGCCUAUAUGUUGAAUGUAUGUAAAAGGUGAAAUCCAAGUUGGUCUCAGCCGAUGGAGAGGGUCAUUGCAAGUGCAAAACAAAAGAAGUAGGGGAACAGGCACAUUCAUUGGCUUAAAUCCAACCACAUUGUACUUUGUGACAUUUCCACAGGAUACAAAGAAUUUGUAAUUUUACUGCUUUGUUAUACAUUUUUGUCUGGUGUCGCGUUAUAUUACCAAGAUGGUCAUCUUGUACCAGACACAUUCAAGGCUUGUGAUAAUGUGUGUGGUUACAGGUUUUUGAAAUUGUAGUGAAGUGUCAUUUACAAGAAAUAUAAAUAUAUAUAUAUAUAUAUAUAUCUUAAAGACAUUCACAAAAUAUAAUUUACUAUGAAGCAAAAAGGUUGCUCUUUAUUUUACACAGUAUGUAGGCAUUGCUCUUUUUGUAUUGAUGACAGUACAUUCAGAGGGCGGUCAGGUGAACUGGUCCACUAGUACAACCAUGAAUCUCUGGUAGCGCUUGGGUGUCAACCCUGAAUUCUUUGACUAAAUCCUUUGGCAUUUUAUAAUCCCAUUAAUAUGCUGGCUGUGUAUCAAAUACUUUCGAUACGAUAGCAUUUUAUUAGUCCCUGAAAGGACCUAAUUUCUUCACUUAAAAAUAUUUGGUGGUUUGCAUGGUGUUGUUUUUGUAAGUAAUGGUUGUGAUGUAGCUGGCUUCAUUUCAGCUCCAACUAUUUAAAGCAGUUUUUAUGUGCACUUUUUUUCUUAUAGUUGUAAUGGUAUAGUUGUUAGUCAUUUUUAUUACACAUAUAGUAGUAUGUAGUUGUAGUGGUGUAGUAAUUGUAUUUGACAUGCGUUUUUGUUCAAGUUUUAUGGUAGGACUAGUAGUAAUUGUUGUGUUGUGUGGCUGCAGUAGCAAUGUAGCUGUGGCUGCAACAGCAAUCAUAGGAGUUGUGGUAGAAGUAGUGAAAGAUGUGGCGCAAAGAGAGUAGGAGCAGUACUGGCUGGUACUUUUAGUAGGAGUUGUAUGGCCUUGAUUCACAGAACUCAUAUGAAGUUCAUGAAAACCCUUAAUUUUUUUAUAUUAUGGUUUUGUUAUUGUUUCGUACAUGUAGCGCUUUAACAGGGGCUGAAUUGGGACUAUGUAGGUGGUGGAAAUUUCCCUGAUUUCUGUGGAAUAUAUUCAAUUUCGACUCUAUCCUGUCUACUAACAUUUGGUGAUAGAGCUCAACAAUCUCCAAUUCAACCCCUGGCAUGAAUAUACAGAUGUAGGAUCUUAAUUUGACCCAGUUUGCUACAGAAGGAAAAUAGCCCUGCAUCAACAGGAAAUGGGAAUUAUGAUGUGGAUUAUAAUUAAUGGAAAUGUAUGAAGGGAUACAUUAUUUAUAAGGAAAAAUGUCAAAGUAUAAAGAACAAACUUCAGAAUCCUUUUUAAACCUAAAUAAACGACACAAUUUACUGUUCCUGUUCCUGUUCUGCACAGAACAAAUGACGAUCCUACACCUGUAAAGUAACUAUUUUAUCCCACUAUAAAUGGAAUAUUAUCUGUAAUCUGGUGUUUGGUAUGUAAUGUUUUAUAUAUAUUUGUAUACAUUGAUCAAUAUAAUGGAAACAUGUUUUUUUUGAAUGAGAUAUAUGCACAACUCAGAUCUUUGGAAUUGAUUGGAGAUUUUCAAACUGAAUUAAUCAAGAUUAACACACAGAUCUCGGGUUAGAAUUCAGCUAACCUCGUCCCCAGGCUCCGGGUCAACAGAGAGAGCGGGCUGGUGAUGAGAAUAGGAUUCAGUAACAAUAGUCAGGCUAAAAUAGCCAUCCAUGUUCAUUAUUUCUGUAUUUGUGUGCAGUUCUAAUUUAGACUGGUUGUCUUGAGGCUUUGUUGAUCAACGAAUAAGCUGGAAACUGAUAGGAAUGCAAGCAGCUAUACAUUUGUUUUCAUCUUGCUGGAGGAGGGUUGUUGAACAAAUGAUAGGCUGUCACUCACAUCUUUGGGUUUAGUGAUGCCUGAGUGUAUAAGAUGUUUCUGGUGGUGCACUGCUCCUGAAUGUCAACAUAGCUUGUGCACUGCCCCUUUAUUAAGUUGAUUCAUGUAUACCACUUUCCCAUGACCUUUAUUAAAGAUUAAAAGGAAUUUUACCUGAG